UUUUGCUAUCACCUGGCCCCUGUCGUCAAAAAAGCCCGAGCUUCAGGUACAAUCCCACCGAGGCGGGCCGGCUGCUUCCGUGCGCAACCCCGCGGCGCCGUCGCACCCACCAAACUGGACGCGUCUUUCGAGUAAGGUAGGGCGAUUUGCAGCUUCAAACCUCGACGGGGGCUUGCUGCAGCGACAGGUGUUGUUUGCGAAAAACCAACGAUGGCUUUGCCUCUCCCCUCGGGUCUCGUACCCACCGAAGUGGCUUUUCUCUGCGAGAUGGAGCUCGUCACAAUCGUCCCUCGUCAGCGGCUGGAAAGCAUCCAUCUUCUCAGCGGUGCAACUCCAGCCUUGCGACCCCCGGCACGUGCCGACUUACCGCUUUGGCUGGCACUCCUCCUCAAGAAGCAACGACGAGCAAACAUUGUUCCACCCCAGUGGCUCCAUCCAACCUCCCUCGCUAAGAUCGUACAUCAAGAAACGACACUGAACCCCGACGCCUUCUCUGCUCCCCCGCCACCUCCUGCGCGCGGCGAUGCAAGAGGCAAUGCCCGUCGACUAGGCGCGACUCUCGACGAAACCCUGUCACCGCCGUUCCUACCCUCGUGUACAGCCGACGCGCCUCCGAAUGCGCUCCCUUACCACUGGUUCGAGCUCGCCGAGGUGCUGCUGGCCCACGCAUCCGACGAUAUACCCUCUACUUCCGAGGUGAGGUCUCUCCUCAAGGACCUUCAGGAGGUACGAUCUGCCAAGAUGCGCAAGAGUACACAGGAUCUGUCCGACGGUGUAGGCGGCGUCAUGAGUUUACGGGGAGUCGGAGCGAUGGAGCUGGCUGAGAGCCGCGGCUUCUUCCUGGGCGUCAUAGAGGGCGUGCGGAAGAUCGGCGCCAGUGCGGAAGCCAGUAGGCGUGAGGAAGAGGAGGAACGAGGCAGUGGGGACGGCGAUUACGACGAAGACGAAGAUAUGCUAUGAUACCCAGCGUUUCCAACGCCAAUACAACAAAGAAAAUUUGCGCGCCUGCGCGGAUUGCUUCUACCAUGUCCAUCGUACGAACUGGGCAUGGGGAGGAACCAUGUCGGUCCAAGCUAUGCUGAUUACCCUGGUGCCUCAAGAAAUACGCUCCUGAUCCUGUCAUCAACCCAUCAAAGGACGAUCAUCCACGAGCCUGGCAAUCACUUUUGAUAGAAGACAUGUCACCGGGUGGUAAGGUGCGCGUACAUGAUCCAUAUUCUUGCUAGCUCAGUAAUGCUUCAAUAGGGCAAUGUCAAUUCGAACAAAAUCUACGGCUCUAAAGACCAUACCAACCAACCAUCUCGUUGCUUGUCUAAAUCUCCUUCACGUUUCCCUUAUAACACUCUCGUCUUCUUCGCAGGCUUCUCUACUGCUUCGUCAAGCGAGCUGCUUGGCCUCUUUGCUGUUGCCCG
Colletotrichum scovillei is the source of this 1412-nucleotide messenger RNA. RefSeq lists its product as uncharacterized. Bases 211 to 960 code for a protein of 249 amino acids. The transcript is spliced from 2 exons. Gene Ontology annotation, cellular component: nucleus; GINS complex. The record is from RefSeq and is a predicted model, not a curated record. NCBI's taxonomy places the organism in Eukaryota, Fungi, Ascomycota, Sordariomycetes, Glomerellales, Glomerellaceae. Gene Ontology annotation, biological process: double-strand break repair via break-induced replication; DNA replication.